AUUUAGUUUAUGUAUUACCGCUUCAGCAUUCCUACAGUUCGCAUCUUUUCAAACAAAUAACGCAAGCCGAAUUUUUCUCUUUUUUUUCUACUUUUGUCAUACGGGAAAACAGAAAAAAUAUAAAUGUAUAAAGCCGCUAGAAAAGUAAAUGUAACAAUAAAAGAAGCAUAACAAAAAUUUCAAAUAAUAAUACAGAAAGAACAGAACAGAAAACCAGUAAACCAACAAAAUUCAGACAGAAAAUUUACCAAAAAAAAAAAAGAAAUAAAAAAAAUUAAAUUGUUUUCGUUAUUCGUUUUGGCAAAUUUUUGCAAAAUUUUUGUUUCCCUAAUGUAAACGCAAACCUUUGGAGAAAUUAUGGAAAAUAAUACCAAUACCAAUAAGACCGCUGGCAUUUGGAACUCUGUGCCGGACCUUGACGGAUCGAAUGGAGCAUUAAAGGCGCUGGCCAAGAACGUGGCCAACCACAUGAAGCUGAAUCGUCCGGAAAUGAAGCGGGUGGUGGCCAAAGUGGUGGCAGAACGUCAUGGUCUUGGCGAUGUGGGCGAUUACAAGGGCUAUAUGUAUUAUGCGAAACCGGAUCGCAUUAAUAUGAAUCAAUUGAUAGCGCAAUCGAAAGUGGCCUUUGACGAGAUGAUGCAACAGCAGCGACAUCGGGAGAAUCUACAGCAGCAGAAGCAGAACGGGCAGCAGCAGCAGCAGCGGAAGGCACUGGGCAAGAUGACCGAAGGAAACCGCAGGUCCCAAAGCGGCGGCGGCGGCGGCGGUGUUGGUGGGCCCAGCAAGAAGAAAGCGGUGAGCAGAAAAAGUUCUACGGCUGUUUUUCAAUUACAGAAUUGGGGCCACAAGAGUCUUAAUGGCGUGAUUAUCGAUGAAACUCAUUUGCCCCGUGGAGGUAAGGAGAUAUUGUUGGCAGUCAAUCGUCGCAUGGUUGCCAUGGAUCCUGGUUCCAAUAAAAAGAAAAAGAAGACUAAGAUGCCUUCAGCUGUGCCAGUUAAGAAGCUACCAAGAAAGUUAAAACCCACAUCAGCCAUGAAGAAGACGUCGUCAUCGUCAUCGUCGUCGACGACACGGCCGCCAGUUGUCGUUAAGAAAGCUUCAGUUAGGAAGAUUCCGGCCAAGGGAGCCGCCAAUCCAAUAGUACCCAAGGUGGUGGAUUUGCCGCCGUCGCCGCUCAAAGAUGAAGCGUAUCGCCUGCCAGCUGGGUCCUCGUUUCAUCCACUGCCUGCUAAUCCCAUCGAGAGUGACACCAAGAAGCCGUCGGCUCGAUCCAAGAGUAAGAUUUCAAUCAAUCAAAAACAAACUGUCCAGCGUCAGCGCAACUACGACAAACCCUGGCUGGUAGGACGCCACAAGCGUCACAAUCGCCACAAGACUGAAGGUGGUGGUGGCGGUGGUGCUCCUGCGGCUGCUGCUGUGGGUGCUGGCGGUGAUGCUGAGGGCCUAGAUAAAAGUUCCGGAAGAAAAUUGCCAAGCCCAGCACUCAAACGUCCACGGACUCGCGUCAGUCAUCAGUCUGCGGGUGGUGCUGGUGCCACUAACCAAAAGCUGAAAGAAGCUCCUAGCAAAUUUAACGUAUCCAAGACUGCUAUUUCUAGUCGGGCCAAUCCCAAGCCAAAAGGUGGCAAAUCAAAGACAAAGCAGGUCAAGCAACAGUCCCAAGCAGUCUCAACAUCUCAGGGAAGUCGCAAAGAGACCAACACCACGACACCCCAAAAUCGUGGCAGUCGGGCUAAUAAGGUUUUCCAGGCUCGUCUAAUCAAGGAUAUGCUGCGCGAGGAAGCAAUCGAUGAACCUGAGCGUCUAGAAGCAGGCUCCAUUCGUCGCCCCACACGUGGCGGCAAGAAGCGACGCGAGAAGAAACCGAAAAUGGAUGCCCAUCAGCAACAGGAGGAGGAGGAGGAUGCAGAUGCGGCAGCGACUGUUAUUGAGGUAUGUGCCGAUAAGGCAAUGCAACAGCAAGCAAAACCAUCGAAAGCAAGCAAAACCAAGUUGAAAGUGAAACCAAAGGACAAGCCGGCACCCAAAAAUUCACGCUUCAAACGUAUACCCAAGGUGGCUAAUUCGAGCCCAAAGGAUUCCAGUCCAAAGGCUGCCAAUUCAAAGGCUGCCAAUUCAAAGGCUGCCAAUUCAAAGGCUGCCAGUCCAAAGGCUGCCAGUCCAAAGGCCACAUUUGCUCUGGCUUCCCCACAAAAUCAUCCAUCCACCAAGCCGAUCAAUCCACACCCAAAACCAAGGUAUCUGUUGCGCACCCGUCGCGUUCCAGUGGCCAGUAGUCUGGGUAGCAUCGGAAAUUUGCGGUGGAAUAAGAAAAAUGGUGGUGGUGGUGGUGGUGGUGCUGCUGCUGCUGCUAGUGGUGCUGGUGGUGGCACCUCUACCUCAAUUUUGACGCCGGCCAAGCGAAAUCUAACCAUUGCGUUUAUGAAUAAACGCCUGGAGGAGCGCCAUCAACGCAAUCAAGUGUUGGUUCCCUGGAAAUAGGACGACUAAUCUAUCUUUGUAAUCGAUGGGACGAACCGGGGGCUGUGGCUAUCAUAAUCUCCAUUCGUUUCAAGUCUUUAUGUUAAGAUUUACUUAAUUUAUUUUUCUUUGUUUUGGCAUAGUUCACUCAAAUAAUUCAAUAUGCAUAUAUAUGCAAAGCCUUAUAAA
This is a messenger RNA of Drosophila willistoni, 2649 nucleotides long. Its product is annotated as nucleolar protein dao-5. NCBI's taxonomy places the organism in Eukaryota, Metazoa, Arthropoda, Insecta, Diptera, Drosophilidae. Bases 358 to 2481 code for a protein of 707 amino acids. The transcript has a single exon. The record is from RefSeq and is a predicted model, not a curated record.